Arvicanthis niloticus (Nile rat) is the source of this 426-nucleotide messenger RNA. RefSeq names its product chymase-like. Gene Ontology annotation, molecular function: serine-type endopeptidase activity. The record is from RefSeq and is a predicted model, not a curated record. Gene Ontology annotation, cellular component: intracellular membrane-bounded organelle; cytoplasm. NCBI's taxonomy places the organism in Eukaryota, Metazoa, Chordata, Mammalia, Rodentia, Muridae. Gene Ontology annotation, biological process: proteolysis.
AUGUUACUGAAGCUUAAAGAGCAAGCUGAGUUGACUCCUUCUGUGGACUUAAUUCCCCUUCCUGGUGUCUCUGACUUUACUGAUCCUGGGACAAUGUGCUGGGCAGUUGAAUAGGGGUGAACUGGAGUGACAGAACCUGCCACAGAUACCCUGAGAGAGGUAGAACUGAGAAUCAUGGAUAAAAAGGCCUGUAAAAUCCAUACCUACAAACACUUCACCAGUUUUCAACACAAUUCCCAGCUGUGUGUGAGCAACCUCAAGAAGAUGCAAAAUGUAUACAAGGGAGACUCUGGAGGACCUCUCCUGUGUGCUGGGAUAGCCCAAGGCAUUGCAUCCUAUUUACAUUGGAAUGCGAAGCCCUCUGCUGUCUUCACCAGAAUCUCCCAUUACGGGCCCUGGAUCAAUAAGAUCUUGAGGGAGAAUUAA